AUGACAAAUUUGAAAUGUGCAACUAAAAAGCAAGCCAAGAAGAAAGUCGAAUCCGACAAUGAUGAAGCUGAAAAUAAUAUUGAUGUCGAAUCUGAACAUCUAGAAACCGACAUUAGCACUUCAUUUAAAUUAUCUGCACCUAUUACACGAUCUAAAAAGCAUUUGAAAAAAGCAAGUAAUGAAGAAAACUGA
Racocetra fulgida is the source of this 192-nucleotide messenger RNA. The record is from the annotation of a GenBank genome assembly. Lineage: Eukaryota; Fungi; Glomeromycota; Glomeromycetes; Diversisporales; Gigasporaceae.